AUGGACUCCCUCAUGAAGAACAAGAGGAAGAAAGGCUCGCUCAUCUCGGGGAACAACAAGGUGCUGGACGCUCUCGGUUUCAAGUCUCGCAACGUGCACAACGGGUCUAUGAGUGCAGAUGAAGAGGUUGAAGGGGAGCAGCCGCUGUCUCGGCAGAUUGCAGUCAAGUUGACGCCCGAGGAGAGAAGCACGCUCGAAGCUCGAUUCCGCGCGCUUAUGAAGGAGCGCGAACUUGGUGUUGAGCAUUUGUCGUUCACCCUAGCAAGUGAUAGUUCAUCGGACUCGAUCUCCAGCGAAGGUUCGGGUGUAUCUCAAGAAAACGAUGCAGAGCAGCCAGAAGACCAGAUCGACCGAGAACAAGCAGAGAAUUUGAACGCCAAGCCGCCGAGAAUGAACAUUUGCAUGAUGGUCACGGGGAGCAGGGAGGGCAGCGUCCAGCAUGAGGCCACUACAACCAAGUUCCUGCAGUAUAUCCACCGGCAAGCGGAGAACAAGGCACGACGAAGAUCCUGGCUCUUAGACAAUGUUCGCCACCGAGACCCGUUCGCAGAGAUGAAGGAUCUGCGCGAGCUUGUAUUCUCGCUUUGGCCAGCGUGCCUGGAGGCGGACCCACUGGCACCGGGCAAAACCUUCCGCGCAGACGCCAUCAUCGCGCACCCGUGCGUCUUCGGACAGGCGAUUGUAGCCGAGCGUCUUGGCGUGUCAUUGCACUGCAUGGGCGACGCCCCACAGUCUCGGACCCAGGCGUUCCCGUACCUCACGAGUUCAAGCACGGACUUGCAUCUUCCAUACCAUGAAAUAUCCGACUAUAGGACCUAUCCGACCUGUACCAAAACCAUGGUACCCUAG
This is a messenger RNA of Phytophthora sojae, 849 nucleotides long. RefSeq lists its product as hypothetical. The record is from RefSeq and is a predicted model, not a curated record. Lineage: Eukaryota; Oomycota; Peronosporomycetes; Peronosporales; Peronosporaceae. Bases 1 to 849 code for a protein of 282 amino acids. The transcript has 3 exons.